AUGGCUACCGCAGUACUCUAUUUGCUCUGUGGCGUGUUCGUCCUCGCAGCUGGUGAGGACUGUGUGUUUGAUAAGAAUGCCGAUUUCCCGAAGAUUUCGCCUCUCAUCAUGGACUCGGGGCUGAAGUUCGUGCUCCCAGCCAAGGAAAACGACUCGGUUCUAAUCAGGAUACCCACCGGUACUGCCCUGACCUUAGCGUGCCCCGGGAGUUCGAUUAAGGGUCAAGACACGAAGGAGUCUGUGUCAGCCACGUGUGUUGGAGGAAAUGUGCUCUCAGUCGAUGGAAAAGAAAAAAAGCUUUCGGAUCUCGGGUGCAAAAAGAAGCCAAAGUCGACGAUUCUCAGCCGCCUUGACUUCUGUGGCGCCGACGCUGCUGGUGUCCUGGCCAGCGUCGGCUUCCAGUUUGGCGAAGACGAGUUCCAUGAAGUGAUCAGUGUUUGCUACGAAGGAAACAACGAGACGACGCUGUAUUCGAAGCACACGAUCCACGGAGCAAACAUCGAUGCCAAGGAUGUCGACCCUAAGAGGCCCUCCUUCAAGACGUCUAAAGGCUUCUUCAACGUCUCCAUGAAAACUUGCUACGAGAAGAAGAAUCAGCGACAGUUAUUGCAAGAUCUCCUCCAAGAUAAUAGCCUGGCGGAGACCUACUUCUUCCCCAAGAAACAAUACUACUUCGCCAAGGGACACCUGGCUCCUGACGCCGACUUCGUGACGGAGGCGGAGCAGGACGCGACCUACUACUACAUCAACGCCGUCCCUCAGUGGCAGGCCUUCAAUAACGGGAACUGGAAGUACCUGGAGAUGGCAACGCGCACCUUAGCCGAGUACCUAGGGACGGACCUGGAGAUCUACACCGGAGCUUGGGGCGUCCUCGAGUUAGACAACGUAAAAGCUAAGCCCGUGGAGGUGUACCUUGGGCUGACCGUGCAGGAGCGUGUUGUCCCCGCCCCGGCCGUCACCUGGAAGGUUAUCCACGACAAGAAAAACUCCCGAGCCGCGGCCGUCGUGGGCGUGAACAACCCACACAUCACCAGCCCGCCCACGCCGCUGUGUUCGGAUCUGUGCAGCUCUCUCCCCUGGAUCGACUUCGACGUGCAUGACCUCGGCCACGGGUACACCUACUGCUGCACCGUCGAGGACCUGAGGGCGUCCAUUCCUCACGUGCCAGACCUCGGGGACGUCUCUCUGCUUGACGUCAGCCUCGGGAGCAGCGGGGGCGGAUGCUAGGGUCGAGGAUGACGCUGUUAUCGCUAUCUUUGUCUCCCUUUUUCCUGUCUGUUGGAAAGAGACUGGAAUAAAUUUG
Molecule: messenger RNA, 1303 nt
Organism: Penaeus vannamei (Pacific white shrimp)
Lineage: Eukaryota; Metazoa; Arthropoda; Malacostraca; Decapoda; Penaeidae
Source: RefSeq, a predicted model, not a curated record